This is a messenger RNA of Archocentrus centrarchus (flier cichlid), 1059 nucleotides long. RefSeq lists its product as uncharacterized. The record is from RefSeq and is a predicted model, not a curated record. Lineage: Eukaryota; Metazoa; Chordata; Actinopteri; Cichliformes; Cichlidae. Gene Ontology annotation, molecular function: protein binding. The transcript has 6 exons. Bases 1 to 1059 code for a protein of 352 amino acids.
AUGAAUGCUCUGGUUGAACAGGAGAUACUGGCUGAAGAGUCUGAUUGGCUCUGUGGAUCAGAGGAGGCUCUGCUGAGGCUGCUGCCAGUGGUCAAAGCCUCCAACAAAGCUCUACUGAGCAUCUGUAACCUCUCAAAGAGAAGCUGUGAAGCUCUGUCCUCAGUCCUCAGCUCCCAGUCCUCUAGUCUGAGAGAGCUGGACCUGAGUAACAACAACCUGCAGGAUUCAGGACUGAAGCUUCUGUCUGCUGCAGUGCAGAGUCCACAUUGUAUGCUGGAAACUCUCAGUCUGUCAGGCUGUCUGAUCACAGAGGAAGGCUGUACUUCUCUGGCCUCAGCUCUGAGCUCCAACCCCUCCCAUCUGAGAGAGCUGGACCUGAGCUACAAUCAUCCAGGAGACUCAGGAAUGAAGCUGCUGUCGGCCGCACUGAAGGAUCCACGCUGGAGACUGGACACUCUCAGGGCGGAGCCUGCUGGAGUGCGAUGGCUGAGCCCAGGUCUGAGGAAGUAUUCCUGUCAACUCACAAUCGACACAAACACAGUGAACACAGAGCUACAACUGUCUGACAACAACAGGAAGGUGACACAUGUGGAGGAGGUUCAGUCAUAUCCUGAUCAUCCAGACAGGUUUGAUGUUUAUCCUCAGCUGCUGUGUAGAAAUGGUCUGACUGGUCGCUGUUACUGGGAGGUCGAGUGGAGAGGAGACGUUUAUAUAUCAGUGAGUUACAGAAGAAUCAGAAGGAAAGGAGUCAGUAAUGACUGUUGGUUUGGAUGGAAUGAUCAGUCCUGGAGUCUGAGGUGCUCUGAUGAUGGUCCUCAGUACAUCAUUCACAAUAACAGAGAAACAUCCAUCUCCUCCUCCUCCUCCUCCUCCUCCUCCUCCUCCUCUGGCUCUAACAGAGUAGCAGUGUAUGUGGACUGUCCUGCUGGCACUCUGUCCUUCUACAGAGUCUCCUCUGACACUCUGAUCCACCUCCACACCUUCAACACCACAUUCACUGAACCUCUUUAUCCUGGGUUUAUGUUCUUGUUUCCUGGUUCCUCAGUGUGUGUGUGCUGA